AUGGCCUCUCCAACCAUUAUUGCGGUGGCCGCUCUGGUCGCCAUCUUGUUCUAUCACUACGUAAUCCAUCCUUAUUUCCUCUCCCCGCUAGCCAAAAUCCCCAAUGCCCAUUUUACCUCGCCUCUGUCGUCGGCGUGGAUUGAACGCAGACGCAAUGCUGGCAAGGAGGUCCUCACCAUCUUCGACUGCCAUCGCAAGUAUGGCUCCGUGGUGCGACUGGGCCCUAACGACUUGAGCGUCAAUUCCUUGAGUGGUCUCAAAACCAUCUACACAGGUGCUUUCGAGAAGCACCCGUGGUAUAGUGACCUGUUCAUCAACUUUCACACUGAGAAUCUCGUGGGCAUGGUGAACAACCAGCCACAUGCCCGCCAGAAGCGCAUGCUGAGCAAAAUCUACUCCAAGUCCUUUCUGCAGGAGUCGACGGAUCUCCGUGAUAUCUCGCGCAUCGUUCUAUCGCAGCGACUGUUGCCCACCUUGCAGCGGGUCGCGUCCAGUGGAGAAGCCAUCAAUGUGUUGCCCUUGUUCCAGGCCGUGGGCAUGGACUUCACCUCGGCGUAUCUAUUCGGCACCAGAAACAGCACGACGUAUAUCUCACAGCUGCCGGAAUGGCAGAAGUGGUUGGACGAAUACGAACAGUUCAAGGAGAUGAGCCGGGACGACCGUCGUGACGGCUUCAUCGAGUCCUGGUGUCUCUCCCUCUGUCGUCGCAUGGAACACAAUGCUCACCCAAACGACGUGCCGGUCGCCACAAAGCCUGUCGUGUAUAAUCAGCUGCGGGACAGCCUUGAAAAAGACUCAGACAGUCGUCCGCGCGAGUUAGUCAUUGCUUCCGAGCUGCUGGAUCACCUGGUGGCCGGUCACGAAACUACCGGCAUCACCUUCACCUACAUGAUGUGGGAGCUCUCGCGGCAUCCGCAUAUCCAAGCCGAGCUACGUCGCGAGCUUCUCACUCUGAGUUCGCAGUUAAAAUAUCCGUUCCUCUCCCCGACCAGUGGGGAUCUCCUUCAGAUCCCCUCCGCAUCCGCCAUCGACUCUCUCCCUCUGCUUGAUGCCAUCCUCCGGGAGAGCCUCCGCGUGCACUCUCCUGCUCCUGCACCACUACCCCGAUCCACUCCUGCUUCUGCAAAUGGCAUAUCGCUCGAUGGUUAUGACAAUAUCCCCGGUGGUGUGCGGGUGAGUUCCUCGGCAUACAGCCUCCAUCGCAUCGAAGAGAUCUAUCCUGAGUCAGACCAAUGGCGACCCGGACGAUGGCUGGAACCCGAACCAGGAAAGAUCCACGAUAUGCGGCGGCUGUUCUGGCCCUUUGGAAGUGGCGGACGAAUGUGUCUGGGAAGUAACUUUGCGAUGCAGGAAAUCAAGAUGGUCAUGGCGGCUGUAUACACCAAUUAUACGACAUCGAUCAUUGACGACGAAGGCAUUGAACAGGAUUUUGCUUUUAUUUCCCUGCCGGUCGGACGGAAGCUGAUGUUGAAGUUUACUCCGGUGGAGGAAUAA
Molecule: messenger RNA, 1494 nt
Organism: Aspergillus tanneri
Lineage: Eukaryota; Fungi; Ascomycota; Eurotiomycetes; Eurotiales; Aspergillaceae
Product: cytochrome P450
Exons: 2
Coding region: 1-1494 (497 amino acids)
Molecular function (GO): oxidoreductase activity, acting on paired donors, with incorporation or reduction of molecular oxygen; monooxygenase activity; iron ion binding
Source: RefSeq, a predicted model, not a curated record